AUGAAGGCAAUUUCUUUUCUUAUCACCAUAGCUACACUUUCAUUCUUCCUGUCUGAUGCCACAGCGACUGGUGGGUGGCGGCCAAUAGAAAAUGUGAACGAUGAGCAUGUCCUGGAGAUUGCUGAGUUUGCAGUGAAAACUUAUAGUUGGCAAAUCGGUCAUUCGCUGGAACUCAUAACGGUGAGGAGAGGCGUAGUGCAAGUAGUGGCCGGCGGCAAGAGCUACGAGCUCGUAUUGACGGCAUCGCCACCUCAUUUGGACCUGGAACCAGUGCAAUACAAAGCAGUUGUUUACGAGAACGUUUUCCAUGUAAAGAAACUAGUAUAUUUCAGGCCUUCUUAUUUUACAUCAUCAGAAGCGACCAUAAAAAAUUAG
Messenger RNA from Linum tenue, 375 nucleotides. The record is from the annotation of a GenBank genome assembly. Lineage: Eukaryota; Viridiplantae; Streptophyta; Magnoliopsida; Malpighiales; Linaceae.